CAGCGCCGCCGCCGGCCAGCUCCUCAGACCCGCUUCCGCGGAAGAGCGACGCCUCGAAGCUUCUCCUCCGUCCCCCCCGCCCCACUACUCGAUUGUCUCGGAGCGGACGGGAGAUCCAAUCCGUUCGAGGCUCGAUUCGGGUCCUCGAGAUCCCAAGCUUGUUUUGCAGGAAUUUUAGGGGGGUUUAGCUGAACCCCCGCGCCAUGGAACCAGGCGAUACCAAAUUUGAUGCAUCGCAGUAUGCUUUCUUUGGUAAUAAUGUCUUGGAAGAGGUUGAGCUAGGUGGAUUGGAUGAGGAGGAUGCUGGUGACAAUGCUUUCGUUGAGGCAGGUGAAGAAGAAUACGCUCCUACAUAUGGAAGGGAUACAUUGGAGGAUGAAGGUGUAAGUUCAUUUACUGGUGUUGAUGAUCUUGCCGGAGCAUUCUCAAAGCUGAACAGAACUGUUAACGAACCAAAGCAACCAGGAAUAGUUAGCCGUGGGGGUUCGUUAUCUGGACAAAGCUCUACUGCAGACUGGGCACGAGAACCUGAAUCAUCAUACUGGCCUACACAACCUUCACUGGACGCUGAACAACGGCUGGACAACAAAAACUGGUGGUCUCAACCAUCCCAUCCAGCUCACUUUGCUGAUUCCAGACUUCAGAGGACAUCCUCAUCCCCACAACAAGAUGCUCAGUACAAUGCUAUUGAACCUAUUCUCGGACCAAGGCCAUCUCCUUUGCACAGAAUGUCAUCAUACCCCCACCAAGAGCCUCAAUACAAUAAUGCUGAACCGAUUCAUGGGAAUGGUAGCAGGUAUACACCAGCUUUGAUGCAGCAUCCAAAUGGAUUUAUACCGCCUCAAAUGCCGCCACCCCGUCAACAAAAUGGAAUGCUUCCAAUUCAACACUCUCCACCCCAGUUCUCACAACUACAUGCCCAGAUGCUUGGUCGCCAACAUCACCCGCCACAAAAUCUGCAGAUGUUUGGUCCUCGGCAUCCUCCACCACAAAUGAUGGGUAGAUUCGACCCAAAUUUUGAUAUGCCUGACUUGAGCGACCCCAGAGCAAGAUCAAUGUUACACCAUGGAAGGCACGGCCCACGUUAUCCUCCCCAAGGUUUCGAUCCUAGCAAUAUGAGAAUGGAUAAUAGGUGGCAGCGGUUCAGAUCCAGGUACAUGUCCACUGAAGAAAUUGAGAACAUAGCAAGGAUACAGAAAGCAGCCACUCAGAUCACUGAUCCAUAUAUUGAUGAUUACUAUCAUCAAGCUUGUUUGGCUACAAAAUCAGCGGGAGCACAACUGAGGCACCACUUCUGUCCAACUUUGAUCAGAGAUCCAUCUUCUCGUGCACGAAGUAAGGAUGAGCCACAUGCAUAUCUCCAGGUUGAUGCUCUUGGGAGGCUCCCAUUUUCUUCCAUCCGCAGGCCUCGCCCGCUCCUUGAUGUUGAAGAAGCCUCCGAACCAAGUGAUAACACUACUGAAAAAUCUGCUUCAAAAUCUCUUGACCAAGAGCCGAUGCUGGCUGCUAGAAUCACAAUUGAAGAUGGUCUUUGCCUGCUACUGGAUGUGGAUGAUAUUGAUCGUUUGCUUCAGUUUAGUCAACAGCCAGAUGGCGGUUUGCAACUGAGAAACAGAAGACAGGCUCUUCUCGAGCAGCUGGCAGAAUCACUGCAAUUAGUUGAUCCACUUACACCCAAUAAGGAUAUACCUCUGUCGCCAAAUGACGAUCUAGUGUUUCUCCGCAUAGUAUCCCUACCAAAGGGUCGGAAACUACUUUCUCGUUACAUUGAACUUGUUACUUCAGGCAGUGAGCUUGCAAGGAUUGUUUGCAUGGCAGUCUUCCGACAUCUAAGAUCUAUAUUUGGCAAUUUGUCCUCUGAUAGCAGCAUCGAUAGGACAACUACUAAACUUGUAAGUGCCGUAUCCACCUGUGUUGUUCGGAUGGACUUGAGUGGACUCAGUGCUUGUCUUGCAGCUGUUGCGUGUUCAUCACAGCAACCACCUCUUCGGCCUCUGGGAUAUGCUGCUGGUGAUGGCGCUUCUGUCAUUAUAAAGUCUGUACUGGACAGAGCUACAGAGCUUUUUACCGAUCAUCAUGUGGCCUCUGCUUACAGCAUGCAGAACAGAGCUCUAUGGCAGGCAUCAUUUGAUGCAUUCUUCAGGCUGCUUAUGGAGUAUUGCAUGAGUAAAUUUGAUACUGUGAUUCAUACAGUACAAAUGCAACCUGCUGCAGCAGCUGUGAUAAGCAGGGAAACUCCAGUGGAGCUGUUGCGUGCCAGCCUUCCUCACACAAAUGAGCAUCAGCGCAAGCAGUUGCUCAGUUUUGCUCAGCGCAGUGUGCCUGUCAAUAACUCUAAUUCUACUGGGUCUGGUAAUGUACUGAUGACAUCUCAAUAUGUCCAGAGCUGAAUAGAAGAACGGAGCUGCUUUUCAUAAUCUAUAUAUGGAGUACUUGGUUCUUGCGAGUGAGUGGAGGAACAUAGAGAUUGCUGCCAAAGAAGGCUGGUCUUGGUAAAAAGUACAACGAAUGGUCUUCUGCCACUUGAGGAAAGCUGAAUGCAAAGAAUGGUGUGCUCGAGGGAGGAAACCUGAUAACUGAAUGUGCUAUGCCUUCAUUCCGCCAGCCGAAACUUGUUGCAUUCCUUAUUUCCGUAGCAUGAUGUGAACUUUGCUUUAGACAUGGAAGUUAGUCGUAAAUGAAUUUUUUUUGUUUUUUCUUGAUGGCUUGUGAGCUGUCUUUUUGUUGUUCUUCCAGCGCCUGAAUUGGCAGACGUUAUUACCAUAUAUGGUUUAGCAUAUCAGCGAGAUAUUUAAACAGGCUGGCAAAUUAUUA
Messenger RNA from Lolium rigidum, 2814 nucleotides. Its product is annotated as protein PAT1 homolog. The transcript is spliced from 6 exons. Gene Ontology annotation, cellular component: P-body. Gene Ontology annotation, molecular function: RNA binding. NCBI's taxonomy places the organism in Eukaryota, Viridiplantae, Streptophyta, Magnoliopsida, Poales, Poaceae. The record is from RefSeq and is a predicted model, not a curated record. Bases 204 to 2390 code for a protein of 728 amino acids. Gene Ontology annotation, biological process: P-body assembly; deadenylation-dependent decapping of nuclear-transcribed mRNA.